AUGGGAAAGCGGGCAGUGGAGAAUGCAGAAGAAAAGCUUUCUGCAGAUCUUCAACGCCUUUCAGUCGGUUAUCAGCAUCAUCAGGACCGGCAUGUACAAGCUCCCCAAGAAGCGGCCUUGAUGCGUUUGCAAUGGUAUGACCGUUUGCUUGAAGAGGCUCCGCAAUGUGAGGCCAGUUGCCUUAACUGGAAGGCUUGGGCAAAUUGUGGGGUUUGCCUCUACCAUUUGGGCGAGAAGAAAGCCAGCUGGGACGCCUAUGCACAAGCCGCGAAUGCUCUUGAAGGUUUUCGUGUUGAAUUGACCGAUGAUGCCUUUCUUCGUAAUCCGCAUGUGGGUAAGUACAUGCGGGUGCUGGACCGGGAGUUCCACGAAGGUUCCUGGCAUUGGGAAGAGGCAAAUGAUGUGGUGCUGUUUGCAUUGCUGGUUCAGCGUGGUCGUGCUGGCGAGGUUUGCACACAGCGUUGGCAUGAGCGCCUGCCCAACCACUACUUCGCAGUUAUGCACGUGCUUUGCAUGCAGCUGAGCAAGCCUGACCGUCCCCUGCAAGAAGUUUGUCCUGACGACUCCCGCCUGGAACUUUGCGUUGGAAAUUGCAUAGCACUCCUUGCAGCUCCCGAGCGUCUAUUUGCUUGUAGUGAUGGAAAGAGGGCACGUUUGCAUGAGCGUGUUGAAGAUUUGUGUGUGGAAUGUGAGACCGCUAACGUGGAGGAGUUGGAAUUUCGAGUGCGGGAAGUCCAUUCUGAGAAGUGCGAUGGUGCCUCAGGCUGA
This is a messenger RNA of Durusdinium trenchii, 768 nucleotides long. The record is from the annotation of a GenBank genome assembly. Lineage: Eukaryota; Dinophyceae; Suessiales; Symbiodiniaceae.